GAUUCAUUAAAAAUGCCUGUAGUUGAUCGCCAGUCUAAUCGAAUAGAUCUUAGUCAUCAAGAUGGUGCCGUGGACGCUUCAGUGCUGGAGCAAUUGCGCCACGCGCUACAUCUUAACAAAUUCUUUCUUCAUCUAGACCUUUCUUACAAUGUACUUGAUGCGGAAUGCAUUUCUAUGUUGUGCACGAUCAUAAAAGAUAAAAGCUACCUCAAAACUUUUUCUCUUGUGUCGUGCGGUAUUACGGAUAAAAUGCUAACCUUUCAGCUUGUUCCUGCGUUUUGUACGCGUGGGGUGCAGAUCGCAAUGCUGGAUCUAAAUAAAAAUGAAGGGAUUACUGAUAAAGGCAUAGACUCAAUUUGUCAUCUUCUACGAGUCGUUAACAUCCUCGAUCUACGAUUAUCUGGCACCCUAAUUAACCCGAAGAGCGCUAAAAAGCUUCUCAAGGCGCUCGAGUCCAACACCACAUUGGAACACCUCGAGCUGCCCUUCACGGUUGGGUUUGAGGUGCUGAAUCGCGCAAAACUGCUGCUGCGUCGGAACUUGCGUCAAGGUAAAGACCCAAACCACGCGGAGCUAGCGGAUGGCUCCAAGCUUUUGCCAAAGGUUGAGGGUACGCCGUCGGGCUCGCCAGACAAUACGGGGUUGGGGGAUACCCUGCUGAGUAAAUUUGCAGAGAUGAGGAAAGUACCUUCUCUGCGGCGGGGUUCACUGAGGCGAGGCUUGGCUACUUUCAAUCAACCGCGAAGAGUUCUCCGCCUAGGCUCAAGCUCUGGUGAUAGCCUUACGAUCGGGAAUGGGAAGGCUGCCGGCUCACAACUCUCUCUUAUCGACCCCGCAAGAGGGUCUACUGGACGAGAGGCCACCAACGGCGGCUCGCCGGGUGUGCUUGCAUGUUCAGGGUCGGGGAGGCGAGGGCCGUACUGGCAGCAACGUCUGCGAGAUGUUAGGGAUACGUUGGAUCUUAGCGAUCCAGAAUCGAUCCCACUGUCCAAUUGGGCGGAUCCCGCGAUAAAUCGCUCUUUGAAGUAUCUUUGUAUUCUAGAAAAAACGUUGUAG
Phytomonas sp. EM1 is the source of this 1056-nucleotide messenger RNA. The record is from the annotation of a GenBank genome assembly. Lineage: Eukaryota; Euglenozoa; Kinetoplastea; Trypanosomatida; Trypanosomatidae.